Molecule: messenger RNA, 1158 nt
Organism: Lodderomyces theae
Lineage: Eukaryota; Fungi; Ascomycota; Pichiomycetes; Serinales; Debaryomycetaceae
Gene: SGT1
Product: co-chaperone
Exons: 1
Coding region: 1-1158 (385 amino acids)
Biological process (GO): protein stabilization
Molecular function (GO): protein-folding chaperone binding
Source: RefSeq, a predicted model, not a curated record
AUGGCCAUUGAAAAACUAAUCAAGCAAGGGGACGAAGCCAUCAAGUCCAAGGACUUUCUAGCGGCGAUCCAAUUGUUUUCACAAGCAAUCAAAGAGAACCCACAAGCAUUUCAAGCAUUUCUCAAACGCUCAGUGGCGUAUCAAAAGUUGAAGAAUUUAGACCAAGCAAAAGGUGAUAUUUCUACAGCAUUUACCAUUGCAAAUGAAAGAGGUAGACGAGCAGAUAUUGGGUUGUGCUAUUUCAAGUUGGCAUUGGUGUAUUACCAAGAAAAGAAGUUGAAGAUGGCAUUGUCACAAUUCAACAAGGCUCAAGAGUAUGAUUGUAAGGAGUCGACUAUCGAGUUUUGGAAAAACAAGUGUGAAUUUGACUUGAAGAACCAUCCGGAAUGGAAUGUCGAGGAGAGUGAUGAUGACGUGUUUCAGACUGAUGACCAGGACGUGGUUGAAGAGGAGAAGAAGGAUGUUCCAAAGAUCGAAGAGUUGGGUGACAAUGAAAUGGAGGAGAAGAAGCCAGACGGAAAGAGUGCGGAGAAGGGCAAGACUUUGACGAGCUCCACGAAUGUGGACGUUAUCAACAAAAUUGCACCAUUGAAUGUCAAAAUUAGAGAUGAUUGGUACCAGACCAAUGACGAGAUUAUCAUCACCAUAUAUGCCAAGAGUGUCAAGGAAGAGAAAUUGAACGUCAAUUUUGAGGCUGAAUCGGUGUCAAUUUCAUUUCCUGGUGCCAAUGGAUCGGAGUACAAUUACAACCUAGAUCCAUUGUAUGCUGAAAUAGAGGUCGCGGAAUCCAAAUACAAGCUUUACUCAACCAAGUUGGAAAUUACAUUGAAAAAGAAGGCACCAGGUAAAUGGUCGUCGUUGGAAAAGGAGCAAGCAAGCAAGACUCAAGAAGAGGCAGAUGCAACUGCGUAUCCAACCAGUUCCAAAAAGAAGAUUAAUUGGAAUAAUUUCAAAGUUGACGAUGACAAGGAUGGAGAACAAAAGGAUUUCUUCCAAACUUUGUUUAAAGGGAUGGAUGAAGAUUCUAGACGUGCAAUGAUGAAGUCGUAUGUGCAAAGUAAUGGUACUGUGUUGACUACUAAUUGGGAAGAGGCUCGGAAUAAGGAAUUUGAAACGUCUCCGCCAGAUGGAAUGGAAGCUAAGAAAUGGAGUGUAUAA